AUGUAUCUGUCUACACAGGAGUACAGUGACAUUAACAUUUCACCAAGCAUGUUUCCUGAACACGAUAACUUACACAAGUCCAGCCUGGACAUCAGAACCCCCUGGUACGAGGACAAGAAGGACCUGGCGAGCCUGGACCAAACCAAACUCUCUUGGCACUGGAACAAAAAGGAGCUGUCGAGCCUGGACCCAACCAAACCCUGCUGGUACUGGGACAAGAAAGACCUAGCCCACACCCCGUCUCAGGCAGAGGGACUAGACCCUGCCACCGAGGCCCGGUACCGGAGAGAAGGGGCUCGGUUUAUAUUUGACGUGGGCACGCGGCUGGGACUACACUAUGACACACUGGCAACUGGAAUCGUUUACUUCCACCGUUUCUACAUGUUCCAUUCUUUCAAGCAAUUCCCUAGAUAUGUUACAGGGGGAUGCUGCCUUUUCCUAGCAGGAAAAGUGGAGGAAACUCCCAAGAAGUGUAAAGACAUCAUUAAGACGGCACGCAGCCUGCUCACCGACAUCCAGUUUGCCCAGUUUGGAGAUGAUCCAAAGGAGGAGGUGAUGGUGCUGGAGCGCAUCCUCCUGCAGACCAUCAAGUUUGACCUGCAAGUCGAACAUCCCUACCAGUUCCUGCUGCACUAUGCCAAACAGCUAAAAGGGGACAAGAAUAAGGUACAGAAGCUUGUUCAGAUGGCCUGGACCUUUGUGAAUGACAGCCUUUGCACCAUGCUGGCUCUGCAGUGGGAACCAGAGAUCAUUGCUGUGGCCGUCAUGUAUUUGGCUGGACGCCUCUGUAAGUUCGACCUCCAGAACUGGACAUCUAAGCAAUCAUGCCGGCGCUGGUGGGAGCAGUUUGUCCAGGAUGUGCCUGUUGAGGUGCUGGAAGAUAUCUGCCACCAAAUCCUGGACCUGUAUUCCCAGGGAAAGCAGCAGAUACCCCAGGGAGUGUCAGGAAGCGGGGAGAAAACCACCUUAUCCUCUGUCACCUCUUCCCCUGCUCCUCCACCAGCCAAGAAAGCCUCCCCCCAGACCAGCCCGAGACUACCUCGACCAGCCCAGCCAUCUCCAACAGAUGAUAGCAAGGCCGCUGAGCUCCUGCAGCUAGAGCCUCCUCCUCCUCCUCCUCCUCUUCCUCCUCCAGCCUCCACACAUCCAAACCAAAACCCUUCCUCAUCGUACCCAUCAGCCCCAGACCUACCUUCUGAACCAUCAGACACUCCAUGCUUGCCCCACUGCCCACCUCCACCGCCUCCAUCGCUACCGCUGGACCUCCCCUCCUCCAGCUCCCUCUUGUCCAGUGAGGGCUAUCAGAAGCUCCAGUCCAUCAUGACAACAGAGGGCUCCUGUUACACGACCGUUCCCCAGGCCUGUGCACCACCACUGGGCUACCAUGGCCUCGCCUAUCCCCCAGGGGCCACAUCCUACCACCCUCCUCCGCUUCCUGCUUAUAACUACCCUCUGCCCCCUCCACCACCACCACCGUCAGCCAUGGGGAUAGCACCCAGUUUACCAGGUGCGUACCCACCACCACCCCCACCGGCAGGGCAGAGCCAGCUGCCUCCUCCACUGCCGCUUGGGAUGCCCCCUCUCAGUGGUAUGAGUCGGGGUGCCUGGAUGAGGUGAGGGCCAUCAGAAAUCAUAAGAUUUGUAUUAAAACACCAAAAUGGCUGUUGAGUUUGAUGUACUGAACAUUUUGACAUUUUCAGAGAAAGGGCAGCGUUUUACAUUUUCCAGUAGGAAUGUUCUCAAUUCUCUUGAAAUUGUUCAUCACAUGAUGAUCCAUCCAAGUCGUGAUGUUUUCCUCAGCACUAUUUUAGUACUAAGUGUAGAAAUACAAACACCAGAAAUGCUGGAAAUUGAAGAAAGAAAAAUGUCUGCCACUUUUGUGUUAGCUUCCAUAGACCUUUUUCACAACAGCUAUUGCGUCAUAAACAGCAGGUAAACACAGGUGUUAUUAAUGUCAUUAAGGUUCUGUUACAUGCAGGUCUGACAGAGCCAGGGACCUGCUAUCGUUCAUGUUGACUCACUGAGGGGCUCUUCAACACUUCAGUGAAACAGAACCUUAAUUAAUGUUAUUCGUAACCCUAACCCUAACCCUGUUAUUUCAUUUCAAAAUGGCUGCUGUGAAAAAGGUUUAUUCUGAACAACUUCAGGGCAUUAAAUUGUACUUGUAGACCCAAAUAUGAAGGAGUCAUGUACAGGGGAUUCAGAGAGUAUUCACCCCCCCUUCACUUUUUUCACUUUUGUUAUGUUGCAGCCUGAUGCUACAAUCUUUUAAAUUCAUUUUUUCUCUCAUUUAUCUACACUCAGUCCCCUAUAAUGACAAAGUGAAAACAGAAUUUUAGAAAUCUUUUCAAGGGAAAACUGAAACAUCACAUUGACAUAAAUAUUCAGACCCUUUGCAGCAACACUUGAAAUUUAGCUCGGGUGCCUCACGUUUCUCUUGAUGGUUGCUGAGAUGUUUC
Molecule: messenger RNA, 2459 nt
Organism: Myripristis murdjan (pinecone soldierfish)
Lineage: Eukaryota; Metazoa; Chordata; Actinopteri; Holocentriformes; Holocentridae
Product: cyclin-K-like
Exons: 11
Coding region: 1-1617 (538 amino acids)
Biological process (GO): regulation of transcription by RNA polymerase II
Molecular function (GO): cyclin-dependent protein serine/threonine kinase regulator activity
Source: RefSeq, a predicted model, not a curated record